Messenger RNA from Mangifera indica (mango), 1199 nucleotides. Its product is annotated as mannose-P-dolichol utilization defect 1 protein homolog 2-like. NCBI's taxonomy places the organism in Eukaryota, Viridiplantae, Streptophyta, Magnoliopsida, Sapindales, Anacardiaceae. The transcript has 9 exons. The coding region runs from base 139 to 846 and encodes 235 amino acids. The record is from RefSeq and is a predicted model, not a curated record.
AAAAUUAAUAAGAAAGACGUCACAUUGACUAUCCAGAAUCAGGCGGGGCUUCUCCAGAAAUAAAACCAAACACGCUGUUCAUCCAUUCCUUUGUUUGAGUACCUGUUCCAGAUUUUAAACAAUCUAAAGGAGUUUGAGAUGGAUUAUUUAGGGAUCGAUCUUAGCUGCGCUCUCGGAUCUCUACGGAAAGGACAAUUUCCGGAGAAAGAUUGUUUACUCCCACUCAUAUCCAAACUCCUCGGCUACUGCAUCGUUGCUGCUUCCACCACCGUCAAACUCCCUCAGAUACUGAAAAUUUUGAAAAAUAGUAGUGUGAGAGGGCUUAGUGUUGUGGCCUUUGAGCUCGAAGUAGUUGGGUAUACCAUUGCUUUGGCAUACUGUCUUCACAAAGGGCUUCCCUUUUCAGCUUAUGGCGAGCUGGGGUUUCUUUUGGUUCAAGCAAUAAUUUUAAUUGCUCUAAUCUACCAUUAUUCAUCAUCAGUUGGUACCACAACAUGGAUCAAGGCUCUAAUUUAUUGUGCUAUAGCGCCAACUGUUUUAGCUGGUCAAAUUGAUCCUGUUCUUUUUGAAGCUCUCUAUGCAUCCCAACACGCAAUAUUUUUCUGUGCAAGGGUCCCACAAAUAUGGGAGAACUUUAAAAACAGAAGUACUGGGGAGCUCAGCUUCUUAACGUGUUUCAUGAACUUUGGUGGUUCCAUGGUGAGAGUUUUUACCAGCAUCCAAGAAAAUGCACCAACAAGUGUUAUUAUGGGCUCUGUACUUGGUGUCAUGACAAAUGGCACUAUCCUGAGUCAGAUUAUCUUAUACCAAAAGCCUCAGGCUAAGAAAGGGAAAAAGGUCAAGUGAAAGAACUUCUUCAGAAAGAGUUUUUAGCAGGUGAUGAAGCUUAGAGUGACAUGAUCACAAGGAUUUGGUAGUUCAUCCAGUCUUGAAGCAUGUGUACCAGAAAAUGAAUCUAUAGCUUAGCAGAAGUGCAGAUGGUGUUGUUUUUAGAUUAUACUUUAUGCAUUUGCAGAUCACACCAUUAAAUCCUUAUUGUCAAAGGUACAGGAAUAGGGAAUUUAAUUCUGAAUUCAAAAGUUGCCUUGGUUGCAUUGAGUGACAUAUUUUAAUUAGUUUUCUAGUCAAUUGAGAGGGCUUGUAUACUUUUCCAAGCUUAGAAAUUUAUCUUUAUGCGUAACUCGUAUUAACCGGUAAAA